UUCAUUUAAAAUAAGAAGUUGUGAAAAAGAUUUUUUUACCGAAUAACGUUGACGAUUAUUUAAAACGAGAUUUUCAUCAUUUGUAAUCACUUAAUAUUACACAAUCAAGUAUAAUAAACGCGUAAUUUUUCAAUAAUUACAGAAAAGAAAGAGAAAAAUUAAACCAGUUUAAUUAAAAAAAAAACAAAAAAAAAAACAAAAAAUGCAUAAUUAUAAGAUUUUAUUAUUCACGGUCAUUUUGACCAUAACAUUUACAACAAUUUCUGGCGGUGCAUUAUGUAGAGCAGCCGAAAAUAAAUCAAGUGAUGAAAGUAGUGAAGUAAAACAAUUCUUUAAAGAUGCUGGUUGUACACUUGAAAAAGGUGCUAAAAAAGUAGCUGAAGGUGCUAAAAGUUUGGGUGGAACAGUUAAAGAAGGUGCCAAAAAAAUAACUAAUAAAAUAAAAGAUGCAUUUUCAAGUGAUGAAACUACAACACCAUUACCAGAAGAUCCAAAUGCAUAUAAAUUAGUACCAUUGGCACCAUUCGAUGAUACAUCAAAUAAAUGCCCAGAAGGACAAAGACUUGAUGCUAAAGGAGUUUGUCAUCCAAUUUAAGAAAGUUUUUUUGGAAUUAAAAUGAAAUUGAAAAACAACAACAACACUGUGAAUAAUUAAAUAAAUGCUUUUAUUUUUAUAUAUAUAUAUAUUUUUUUUGUUGUAAAUUAAGUAUAAUUUUUUAAUGAAUUUUUUUUUUUAUUAUUAAAUAGACACAAUGUUUGUGGUAGUA
Molecule: messenger RNA, 767 nt
Organism: Condylostylus longicornis
Lineage: Eukaryota; Metazoa; Arthropoda; Insecta; Diptera; Dolichopodidae
Exons: 1
Coding region: 203-595 (130 amino acids)
Source: RefSeq, a predicted model, not a curated record